Molecule: messenger RNA, 2231 nt
Organism: Diachasma alloeum
Lineage: Eukaryota; Metazoa; Arthropoda; Insecta; Hymenoptera; Braconidae
Gene: ENGase
Product: cytosolic endo-beta-N-acetylglucosaminidase
Exons: 7
Coding region: 262-1977 (571 amino acids)
Biological process (GO): protein deglycosylation
Cellular component (GO): cytoplasm
Molecular function (GO): mannosyl-glycoprotein endo-beta-N-acetylglucosaminidase activity
Source: RefSeq, a predicted model, not a curated record
UGUUAUGACUGUCACUGUCCCUAACCUCAAUAAAAAAGGGAAACCCAUGUUAUCAGCAUGGACGAGCAUCCCUCCAAACUGUGGCAUUUGAUAAUGCAAACUAUGACAAACGCGUAGUUCCGUUUGAUACUGUCCAUGAUUAAAAUUCCAUCGGCUCAUUUAUCUCAAUGGGUAUAAAACCGUCAUACAUCACUCAUUACAUCUCAGUUGUGCUUCACACUUCUUGAUGACAGGCCACUGUCAGCUUGUUAGGAAGAUACAAUGGAGGAGAGUUCUGGAGUGGUGAAGCCCUUCAGCACUUUGGAUGAUUUGUACAGGAAUUUGGAUAAAUUGAAGCCCUGGCCGAGGAUAGAACCACUCAGACAAUCCGCGGGGUAUGUUUAUCCUGGGAGUGAAAUUGAGAAGGCUUCGGGAAUUUUAACGAGAUUGAAUCGUGAUGAACAGCCUAGGACCAUUGUCUGUCAUGAUAUGAAGGGAGGAUAUUUGGAGGACAGAUUUAUCAAUGGCUCCUCAGACCCCACCUGCUACACCUUCUACCACUGGAGCAUAAUCGACAUCUUCAUCUACUUCAGUCAUCACAUGGUGACAAUUCCCCCAUUCGGGUGGAUAAAUGCAGCGCAUAAGCAUGGCGUCAAAGUCCUGGGAACUGUCAUAACCGAGCAUAAGGAUGGGGAGGAAAUUUGGAGCGAGCUUCUGUCAUCCUUGGAGAAGACUAGAAAGUUCGCCGAUGCCCUCAUCACUCUGGCCAAGUUCUAUGGAUUCGAGGGGUGGCUUUUGAAUGUCGAGAACAAAAUCAAGCCAGAGGAUAUCGAGAGAUUGCAGUUCUUCGUCAGAUAUCUGACUAAUGGGUUGCGUAAGGAUGUUGAGUAUUCCGAGGUCAUCUGGUAUGACAGCAUCAUUCAUGAUGGAAGUCUCAAUUGGCAGAAUCAACUUAAUGAGAAGAAUCAACUUUUCUUUGAUUGUUGCGAUGGCAUCUUCUUGAAUUACAAUUGGAGUGACGAGAGUUUGGGAAGCACUCGAGAAAUAGCUGCUAGGAAUGGGAGGUUGAGAGAUAUUUACGUGGGCUUGGAUGUCUGGGGGAGAGGAUGUCCUGGAGGCGGUGGAUUCAACUCCCUCCACGCUUUGGAACGAAUAAGAAAAUUCAAUUUAUCAGUUGCCAUAUUCGCCCCGGGCUGGACCCACGAGAAUUUCGGUCCUUCGACAUUCGAGAAGAUUGAAAAUAUUUUUUGGGCGCAAUUGACUCCUCUUUUGUACAUCCACGUGCCCAUUUAUUAUAAUGAAAGCUUUGAGACUUCGUUUUGCCGAGGGUAUGGGAGGAGUUUGUAUCAAUCUGGUGAGUCUAAUGAGAGUGGAUCAUUCUUCAACCUCAACUUACAAAAACUGCAAAUCUCAGUGCCAUCAUUGCACCUGAAAUUCACGUACAAAAACAUUCCAGAACCUCCUCCCAAGAGUACUUCGAGUAAACAACAAGCACCAGAAUGCACAUUCGAAACCCCCUUCGAAGUUAUAAAAGUUCAGGGUCGAAAAAUAACAUUUCUCCCGAAGAAUUUGAGCGUCUCCGUCAAUCGUACUGACUUCUGCAACGAUUUUUCUUACGGCGGAGGUGGCUGUCUCCAGGUGACAACAAUCCAUCCCCAGAAUUAUCACAGGCUCUUUCUGACACAUCUCGAGUUCUCAGAAGACGUAAAAGCAACUUUAAUAUACAGAGAAAGUGAGGAGGUACUCAAUAAUAACGAAAAUAGAACGAGAGCGCCGACACUCGUAUUGAUAAAUAACAGUAACAAUACGUCAAACUUUCUUCAGGCGAAUGAGACGUUUCAAUUGGACACAAGGUGGAGAAAAAGCUAUUACACUCCCAAUCUUCGAACAAUCAACGAGAUUGCAGUGGCAUUUUCAUAUCAAGGUCGCCAUUAUCUCGGGGAAUUGAAAAUAGAACCGGUGCGACAUUUCUUCAACCCAGUUCUACGAUUAACAUAACAUUUAUCUCUUGAAUUGCUAGAAAAAUUGAUCCAAGGAAAAUAUUUUUGUUCAUCUCUGGAAUUGUUAGAAAAAUUGAUACAAUUAAUAUUUUUAUUAUGGAAAUAAUGGUUAUUGUUACUAUUGACGGUGUGAAAAUUUAUAUACUCGUGAAUAUUUGUCUUCUGUUUUGUCAAUUUCUGUGCUUUGUAUUCUUGGGAAAGUAGAUAUGUAUAUUAAAAUGUUGAAUAAAACGGUUUAUGACUUUGUUUCAA